ACCGAAUCUACCCCUCUUAGAUUUUUUCUCGAGAAUUUUGUAUAUAAAGAAUGGAUACUAAUAUUAAAUGUGUAGUUGUUGGUGAUGGUGCUGUCGGUAAAACUUCCAUGUUAAUUAGUUACAGUACUGAUUCCUUCCCAACUGAAUAUGUUCCAACUGUUUUUGAUAACUAUUGUGCCAAUGUCAUGUAUGAAAAUCAUACAGUGUCAUUAGGUUUGUGGGAUACAGCUGGUCAAGAAGAUUAUGAUCGUUUGAGACCAUUGUCUUAUCCAGAUACAGAAAUUUUCAUUGCUUGUUUCUCAGUUGUUCAACCAUCAUCAUUCACUAACAUUAAGGAUCGUUGGAUUCCAGAAUUGCGUAAGCACUGUCCAGCUGUUCCAAUUAUUUUGUGUGGUUUGAAGGUUGACAUGAGAGAACACGAUGCCACUUUAAAGAAAUUGAAAGAACAAGGUCUUACACCAAUAACUAAGGAAAUGGGUGAACAAAUGUCAAAGGAAGUCAACUGUAUUUCUUACUGUGAAUGUUCGGCCAAGACACAAGUUGGUUUGAAGGAAUGUUUCAAUUUGGCCAUCACUGUUGUUUUGCAUCCUGAAAGAUUCAAGCAAGAUAACAAAUCAGCAAAGAAGACUGGUGGCAAAUGCAUGAUUUUGUAAACUUUUUGAAUUUCUCAUUUCCCUUUUCACUGUUCUUCUCUCUACCUUCUCUCUGUAUAUCUUAAUAAAAACAAACUGUCAAUGUCCUUU
Molecule: messenger RNA, 743 nt
Organism: Naegleria gruberi
Lineage: Eukaryota; Heterolobosea; Eutetramitea; Acrasida; Naegleriidae
Product: rho family small GTPase
Exons: 6
Coding region: 51-653 (200 amino acids)
Biological process (GO): small GTPase-mediated signal transduction
Molecular function (GO): GTP binding; GTPase activity
Source: RefSeq, a predicted model, not a curated record